CGCUUCCUCCGCAACCACAAACACGACCUCAAUUCCAUCCUGACCUCUCGCCCUUCGUUCGCUCCCGAAUCUCCGUUCCUCUCUCGAUAUCCUCUCACCUGCGUGAAAUUCGAUACCUCAUCUCCGGCGCCUAACCCACCAUGGCAGGCUUCGACUUCAGCAACCACAACCGCAAUGCCGCUCUCCAUGCCCAAGGUGUCCCUCUACCCAAGGCCACUAGCACAGGAACGACCAUUGUUGGCUGCCUGUUCGACGGCGGUGUAGUCAUUGCAGCAGACACUCGAGCAACUAGCGGUCCCAUCGUAGCAGACAAGAACUGCGAGAAACUGCACUACAUUGCCCCUCAAAUUUGGUGUGCCGGAGCAGGUACCGCCGCCGACACAGAGUUCACGACUGCCAUCAUAUCAUCCAACCUAGAGCUGCACGCUCUUUCGACAGGCCGCAAACCCCGCGUCGUAACAUGCAUGACAAUGCUCAAGCAGCACUUGUUCAGAUACCAGGGCUACAUUGGCGCAUAUCUUGUCGUUGCGGGCGUCGAUCCUACCGGCGCACACCUCUUUACCGUCCACGCACACGGCUCCACAGACAAAUUGCCAUAUGUGACCAUGGGUUCUGGAUCGCUAGCCGCCAUGUCGGUGUUCGAGACGCAAUGGCGUCCUAAACUGACCAGAGACGACGCUGUAAAGCUGUGCUCCGAAGCUAUUCUGGCCGGUAUCUUCAACGACUUGGGAUCGGGAAGCAAUGUCGAUGUGGCGGUUAUCACAGAGGAGAAGACGACGUUGAUGCGGAACUUCAUCACUCCCAACACGCGGGUGCCAAAGGAGAGGAAUUACAAGUUCCCCAAGGGUACGACGGCGGUGCUGAACGAGAAGAUCAUCACGAAGGAGGAGAUUAGCAAGUACGUUACGGUACACGAGCUAGAGGACGAGAGUGUCACCGCUACGGCGGAGAAAAUGGAAGUGGAUCAGUGAGAGCAAAGGGAUUGAUUGUGAUGGACCAUGAGAUCGGAAUCGAACGUACUCAAAUAUAGAGGCUGCACUCUUGGCAUUGUCGCCAGCAUCGAAUUUUGGUACUGGGAACUCAUGUUCCUGGAGUGAUAAUAGGGUUUUCUCCGUGACACAGUCUUCUCUUCUUCCAUCCUACGGCGGCUUCGCACGUUGACAUGGAACUUCCUCUGCACUUCCACCGUAGGUUAGAUUGCCUGUUUGGCGCAACUCAAUUGGGUACAAUCGAACUAGGUCACUAGAAACCUAGGUUUUG
This is a messenger RNA of Westerdykella ornata, 1260 nucleotides long. RefSeq names its product proteasome-domain-containing protein. Gene Ontology annotation, molecular function: threonine-type endopeptidase activity. The transcript has 2 exons. The coding region runs from base 141 to 971 and encodes 276 amino acids. The record is from RefSeq and is a predicted model, not a curated record. Gene Ontology annotation, cellular component: proteasome core complex. NCBI's taxonomy places the organism in Eukaryota, Fungi, Ascomycota, Dothideomycetes, Pleosporales, Sporormiaceae.